This is a messenger RNA of Hypomesus transpacificus, 2624 nucleotides long. RefSeq names its product beta-secretase 1 (gene bace1). Lineage: Eukaryota; Metazoa; Chordata; Actinopteri; Osmeriformes; Osmeridae. Bases 559 to 2109 code for a protein of 516 amino acids. The record is from RefSeq and is a predicted model, not a curated record. Gene Ontology annotation, biological process: amyloid-beta metabolic process; membrane protein ectodomain proteolysis. The transcript has 9 exons. Gene Ontology annotation, cellular component: endosome; membrane; trans-Golgi network. Gene Ontology annotation, molecular function: aspartic-type endopeptidase activity.
GCGAGUGAAAGAGGGAAGGUAGCGGAGAGAAUGAACGAAUAGAGGAGUAGGAAUGCGGAUUAUGGUGGCCUAGAUUGAGGUGACCGUGCGCAACGCUUUAAAUUAAAGUCUGGCUGGAGUCCGCUGAUGCCGUUUACGGAUUUUUUGUUUUUUUUUGGAUGAAAGGAGAAUCACCUAUAUUUUAUGCACUUUCUUGUCUUAACAGUCUCAACAUUUAUACCAUUUGGGUGUUUUGGAUCGGAGCUUUAUCUAACAGCAUGCCAUCUGCGUCUAUUAGGCUAUAGAAUUGAUUAAGAUUCCAUAUAUGUUCAUAGACUGAACGGGAAGACCAGUCUGGACUGUCAUUUUAGUCUGUCGGGGAUAAACACUGACAGAUGAUGUUACAGUCAAACGCACCGGUUUCAAUGAAACGGGCAUUAUAUUGUUAUGAUGUGGAUGAUAUUUACGCCGCAUUAGCCUACGAUUUUUGAUGAAAAACUAAUAAUUAUACGAUUAACUGAAUGGGAAACACCCCGCGAGCACAUUAGCCUAUCUGGAAUCCUUAGCGUUUAUCACAAGAUGGAGGCACUUUGUCCUUGUUGGGGGAUAUUUCUAUGGAUGACUUUCGGCCUGUUUGUCAAUGGUAGUGUUGACACUGGCAGGAUUGAACCGUACACCUCGAGCCCUGUGGCAAUCCGUAUGCCAUUGCGACAGGUCGCUCGCGCCGAACCUCCGCCCGCCGCCCCUCAGCACCCCCCGAAGGUCGCGCGGAGGCGGAGAAGGGCUCUUGGCAUUAAUUUCGUCGACAUGAUCGACAAUCUGCGUGGUAAAUCUGGACAGGGUUACUAUGUUGAGAUGGCAGUUGGCACACCGCCACAAAAGCUGAACAUCCUAGUGGACACUGGCAGCAGUAACUUUGCUGUGGGAGCUGCUUCUCACCCGUUCCUACGACGAUACUACCACCGCUCACUGUCGACCUCCAACCAUGACUUGGGCCGAAGUGUGUACGUGCCCUACACCCAGGGCCGUUGGGAGGGCGAGCUGGGCACAGACCUGGUGUCCGUGCCCCACGGGCCCAACGCCACCAUGCGCGCCAACAUCGCUGCCAUCACCCAAUCAGAUCGCUUCUUCAUCAACGGCUCCAACUGGGAGGGCAUCCUGGGACUGGCGUACGCUGAGAUAGCACGGCCUGACGAGACCUUGGAGCCCUUCUUCGACUCCCUGGUGCGCCAAACAGCGGUGCCCAACCUGUUCUCCCUGCAGCUGUGUGGCGCUGGCUUCACCCAGAACUACAGCCUGGGCAGCGCCACCGUGGGUGGCAGCAUGAUCAUUGGAGGGGUGGACACGUCACUCUACGUAGGGGAUCUUUGGUACACGCCCAUCCGGAGGGAGUGGUACUAUGAGGUCAUCAUCGUGCGCAUCGAGGUCAAUGGGCAGGACCUGAGCAUGGACUGUAAGGAGUAUAACUAUGAUAAGAGCAUCGUGGACAGUGGGACUACUAACUUGCGCCUCCCCAGGAAGGUGUUCCAGGCUGCAGUGAAGGCCAUCGAGGCUGCCUCCUCUACAGAGCAGUUCCCAUCGGGGUUCUGGCUGGGGGAGCAGUUGGUGUGCUGGCAGGCUGGCACCACCCCCUGGCACAUCUUCCCUGUCAUCUCCCUCUACCUGAUGAGUGAGAACCGUAACCAGUCUUUCAGGAUUUCCAUCCUACCCCAGCAGUACCUGCGUCCCGUGGAAGACGUGGCGUCGGCCCAGGAGGACUGCUACAAGUUUGCAGUGUCUCAGUCGAGCACGGGAACAGUGAUGGGCGCCGUCAUUAUGGAGGGCUUCUACGUUGUCUUCGAUCGCCAGAGGAAACGCAUCGGCUUUGCUGUCAGCACGUGCCACGUGCACGACGAGUUCCGAACGGCGUCGGUGGAGGGGCCAUUCCACGGCUUGGACCUGGAGGACUGCGGCUACAACAUUCCCCAGACGGAUGAGUCCACGCUCAUGACCAUUGCCUACAUCAUGGCGGGCAUCUGUGCCCUCUUCAUGCUGCCUCUCUGCCUCAUGGUGUGCCAGUGGCGCUUCACCCGCUGCCUCCGUCCCCCCGGCAUGGGCGACUUUGCAGACGACAUCUCCCUGCUCAAAUGAGACCGCAGGGGCAGGGCAGAGAUUUAGGUACAGAUGGGGAAGACAUUGAAGGACGUACAGGAUAUAGAGCAGAGACAGGGGAAAAGAGUAGGAAAGAAGUGCAUCAUUGAAAUAAUUCUGAUUACUUUUAAGAGAUACGAUACGGCUGUAGUCAGAGUUUGUGAGGAGCUUUAACUGAAACCUGUAGAGCCAAGGUGGAUGUGCGAUGACCUUAGAGAGGGGGUGCUUAGGGAGAACUGGAGGUAGUAUUACAUUGUCAUACUACCUACACUGUUGUUGUUUGGGAUAUGUGCAAUGUAACAGAGGUGGUUCAGUAACUGGCAGCCUCAUGGAGAGAGGUAAAGUAUAUAGGGGGAUAGGCAGGCGAGUGAGAAGGAUUUAAAAUUCAGCAACCUCUGGUGGGAAGAGAGUGGAUAGGUUUGUCGAAAGAAGGGCAUGAUGUAAAUAAUAUACUGUGAGUGAGUAAACGAGUGUAUGUGUGACAGAGAGAAUGUGCAAUUAAAAUGUGUUUGAAA